UGGCUGCCUUGCCAAGAUCCUCAUAAGCCUCUUCUAGUUGGUUAAGUUUGAUCUCUAUUAAAUCCCUUCUUUAAAGAGUUUUGGCAUUGCUACCAUCAAACUCAACGAUUAAGGAGCAAGGUUCCUUAGUUUGUUCAUAAUCAUGACCUUUAAGGCACAAGCUGCAAGAUUCAAUUCCAAAGAAAUAACAAGACUCCCCAUUUACCAAUUUGGCAAGUAAAAAAAAAAAAAAAUUGUAGGAAGAAGCUAGAAAACACAGGGAAGGGUCUAGCUCCGCGCCCACCGCACCGCAAUACACUGCUCUGCGCUUCUAAAUUUCUAAUACAACCAAUAGGAGAGAGAAAGUAAGCCAUGGAUUCCGACGAAGAAGACUUCGUGUUCUUCGGAACUCCUAUUGAAAGAGAAGAAGACCUCACUACUCGCAAGAAGAAGGCCCUUGCUGAAUCUUCUUCUCAACUUCGCACCCUUCCUUCAUGGAAACAAGAGGUCAGAGAUGAAGAAGGGAGGAGAAGAUUUCACGGAGCAUUCACUGGAGGGUAUUCUGCUGGUUUUUACAAUACAGUGGGUUCAAAAGAGGGUUGGGCUCCACAGUCAUUCACAUCUUCCCGGAAGAACAGAGCUGAAGCUAAAAAGCAGAGUAUUUUGGACUUUCUGGAUGAUGAUGAAAAAGAUGAAAUGGGAGGCCAAGUUUUGGGAACAUCAUCACAAUUUGAUACGUUUGGAUUUACUGCUGCAGAGCUUUCUCGCAAACAAGUUGAGAAGGAGCAGAAGCAGAGGCCAUCAAUUAUUCCGGGUCCUGUUCCUGAUGAAUUAGUUAUUCCUGCUACAGAAUCCAUUGGUGUAAAGUUGCUGUUGAAGAUGGGAUGGCGCCAUGGUCGAUCAAUAAAGGAUUCUUCUAUUAAUUCUCUCCAUGAGGCUCGCCGAGAAGCUAGAAAAGCAUUUAUGGCCCUUUCUUCUGCCGACAAAACUUCUGAUAUGGCUGGCUCUGAGCCCCAUAAGAAUGGUUCUGAUGACCUUAUGGAGGAGCUAGCUACUGAUGAUGUUCAGUCUACCCGGAGCACACCAGUAUAUGUACGUCAGCCAAAGCAGGAUUUGUAUGGUCUAGGUUAUGAUCCAUACAAGCAUGCUCCAGAAUUUCGAGAAAUGAAAAGAUCACGCUUAUCAGGGAAUAAUGAGAUUGGAUAUAGAAAAACUUCAUCAUCAAGACAAGAACCUCUUAUUGCCAAAUCAGGAAAGCUUGCUUCUGGUUUUGGCAUUGGUGCCCUGGAAGAAUAUGAUGUUGAGGAUGAGGAUAUCUACUCAUCUGGACAUGAUAACGUUGAGACUUAUCUCCCAAAUGAUGAUGAUGAGCUCUUGAGACUGGAAAUGGUUGAUGGGCAAAAAGCAGCUGAAGUGAACCAAGGUUUUGGUCUUAGAUUCAGAGUUGCAUCUAAUUCUGAUUAUCAGCUGGAAAGAUUUGAUCCUCCAAUUAUUCCGAAAGAUUUUGUGCCACAACACAAGUUUCCUGCUCCUCUUGAAACAAAUCUGAUGAGCGACCCCCCUCCACCAGAGGUUGCACCUCCUGCUGACAAUAACCUUAAAGUCAUGAUUGAGGGAGUUGCAGCUCUGGUGGCUCGUUGUGGUAAAUUAUUUGAGGACAUUUCUAGAGAAAAGAACCAGACCAAUCCACUGUUUAGUUUUCUUAAUGGCGGAAGUGGCCAUGAUUAUUAUGCAAGGAAGUUAUGGGAAGCACAACAGAAGUGUAAUGGUCAAAUUAGAAUGCGGCCAGAUGAAAAGUUACAUUCCGUUGUUCAGAAAUUGACUGCUGAGAGUCGUGGGAAAAUCUUAGGGGAAAGGCCACUGGAAAGGACAUUACGUGAUUCAAGCUCUGUUGCUGCUGCUGCUGAUGAUGAUAAUGAUAAUGUUCAAUCCAGUCUGUCAGAUACAUUCAUUAAGCCUGAAGUGAUUAAGGAACUCCUUGAAACUGCAAAGACUUACAAAGAUGAUCCAGCAAAGCAAGAAAGAUUUGAGCAAUUCCUAAAGGACAAAUAUCAGGGAGGACUUCGUGUGACAGAUACAGGUAAAUCAGCUUAUAUGUCGGAAGAUGCUAGAGCUCGUGAGAGAUUGGAUUUUGAGGCGGCUGCUGAGGCAAUACAGAAAUCCAGAUCUGCCAACCAAAGCAAGCUUUCUGGCCAGCAGUCAAUGGACUUCACUAUGGCAACUGGAAUGCAGUUUACCUCUGGUGGAAUUCAGCUUGGGAAGGAAAUCUCUACUGAAGAAUUGGUGUCAAAGAAGAUAUAUCCGAAGCGUGAGGAAUUCCAAUGGCGACCUGCCCCUUUAUUGUGCAAGCGUUUUGACAUUGUUGAUCCUUUUAUGGGAAAACCGCCUCCUGCUCCAAGGAUAAGAGGCAAGGUGGAUUCUCUCAUUUUUGCCCCAGAUACUGCUAAAAUUAAGAAGACAGAAGAUGUAGUUAUCUCUAAUGAGCUGUCCAUGGACAUGAGUAGCAAAGAAGCUGAAGUUUCUGUGGAAAUUGAAAAUAUUGAGCGACCAAUUGACCUAUACAAGGCUAUAUUCUCUGAUGACUCUGACAACGAAGAGGAAGUUUCUGCUUUAAAUGAAAUGGAAGAUCCACAGAAGAAGACUGAAGCUGCUAGUGCUGCAUUUAGUCGCAUAGUAGCGGGUGACUUUUUGGAGUCUUUGGGCAAAGAGCUUGGCCUAGAGGUUCCGCCAGAUCUACCAUCUGCGACUACUAAAGCUGGGAUUUCUGCGCCUCAUAAAGAUGUCACUGAUAUCCAGGCAAAGGAUUUGCCAUCACCUCCAGCCCUGGGUACAGUCUGUGAAGUUUGGGACAAUAUAACCUUGAAUCGGGUGGUUGAUGACAAGGAAAGAGCGCAAAAAGAAUCACCUAUAAGGGGAAAGGACGUCAUUACUCCAAUUUCGCAGAGUGUCAGCAAUAAAAAACUGGAGAGGGCAGAUCGAGGGAACAGAAAAAAGAAAUAUGAGUCCAGUAGUUCGUCUUCAGAAGGUGAAAGGAGUAGGAAACGCUCUAGGAAGCAUCAUCGUAGACACAGUAGUUCAGAUGAUGAUGCUUCUGAUGAUUCCAGAAGUCGGCAUAGUUCUAGGUCGAGAGAUGACAAAAGGCGUUCUCCUCGGAAGAAGCAUCGAAGGAGAAAGCAUUCGAGGCAUAGGUGACAGUGGGAAGGUUACUCGGUACAUAGUGAAUACAGGGGAAAUCUGAAAAUCAAGCCAUAGAUUAUUGAGUCCAGCUAUUCAGGCAAGAAGAGAGUUGUUUUGGGACUGAUGGAUCAUGGUUUGUCAUGGCUAACAUUGUAGCAUGAAGAAAUGAAUGUAUUUCAUGUACCUUUCAAGAUUCAGUGAUUCCUAGGGACAAAUAUAAUUGUAUAUUCUUUGGUGAUGUUGAAAUUGAUCAUGCUUACAUGUCCUCUCUAACGCCUCAACCUCAUACUUUGAGACUUGAGGCUUUGGGGGACUUAAGAGGGUAUUUUUGUGAUGCUUGGGAGCUGAUACAGGCUAUACGGCGGUAUCUUGGGGCUAUUUGGGGAUUUAAUACACCAUAGUGCUAAAUUUUGGGUUUCUCCACAUUUCUAAUAAGAUAUAGUACUCGUAGAAAAUUACAUGUA
Molecule: messenger RNA, 3620 nt
Organism: Chenopodium quinoa (quinoa)
Lineage: Eukaryota; Viridiplantae; Streptophyta; Magnoliopsida; Caryophyllales; Amaranthaceae
Product: G patch domain-containing protein TGH-like
Exons: 16
Coding region: 352-3171 (939 amino acids)
Biological process (GO): mRNA processing
Cellular component (GO): nucleus
Molecular function (GO): RNA binding
Source: RefSeq, a predicted model, not a curated record